Carya illinoinensis is the source of this 2065-nucleotide messenger RNA. Its product is annotated as plant UBX domain-containing protein 8-like. The record is from RefSeq and is a predicted model, not a curated record. The transcript has 11 exons. Gene Ontology annotation, molecular function: ubiquitin binding. NCBI's taxonomy places the organism in Eukaryota, Viridiplantae, Streptophyta, Magnoliopsida, Fagales, Juglandaceae. The coding region runs from base 76 to 1863 and encodes 595 amino acids.
AAUCUUUUUCCGCAAGAAUCUCUCUUUCUUCCCUGAGGAAAAGAAAACCCACACGAAACAGUGAAGGUUUCUUUAAUGGCGAGACCUAAUCAAGAAGCCAUCGAUACCUUUAUGAGCAUCACCGGCGCAUCCGAAGUCAUCGCCGCUCAAAAACUCGAGGAGUGUGGCGGGGAUCUAAAUGAAGCUGUGAAUGCACAUUUUAGUGAAGGAGAUAGAAACACAUCUGCAAACAUGCACACAACCUAUGUUGCUGCUCCACAAGAUGAUUUCAUGGAUAUUGAUCAAGUGGAACCCCGAGCACCUCCUUUAUCACUUGAUAGAAAUGCGAAUCCAUUUUCUCCUCUUGGUCCAAACUUUAGUGGAAGUUUUUUGGAGAGUAGUUCUGAUUUUACAAACUCCACACCCUUUGUGACACAUCCAAAAGAAGUUAGGGAAGUUCCCCUAGAUGUAAAGGAUAGCAAUCAGCCAUCUGGUCAGUCUGGCCAAGCUCCUAUUAUUGGGGAUGUCUCUGAAUCUGUGCAUGCACAUGGCUCGGACCCUCAUGGGAGUGUUUCAAUUGAUGAAGGUGUUGAUCAGAACAUUUCAGCUGCUGCAACUGCUCAGGCUACACUGCAUGAUGGAGAAGAUCAUAUUUUGGGUGAUGGUUCUCACGACAGGAACAUUAGACCCAAUGCUUCUGGAUUUGAGAGGUUGCCAGAUGAUAGCGAUGACAUAGAAGAAGAAAUGAUUCUAGCUGCUAUUGAGGCUUCAAAGCGGGAGGUUGAGGGUGCACACAAUGACUUAGCUGACCUGGAGCCUCAGCAAAGGCAAUCUCACUCGGAUGAUGCUGAACUUGCACAUGCAGUUUCAUUGUCCCUGAAGACGGCAGAGCAAGAGAGAGCAUUGCAUGAGCGAGGGGAAAGUGCUGGAGCAUCAAAUGUUGGAGAUUCUGAGCCAGCUGAGGGGGAGCCAGGAAAGUUAGCUGCAUCAAAUGUGAGGUUGGAGCCUAGAAACUCAUCCAUCCAAGAGGAAGCUGAAGAUGUGGAGGAGCAGCCUCUUGCCAGGCAUAGGUCCCAACAUAUGCCUUCUGGCUCUGUUGACUCUGCCAAUGAUGUUUUAGUAGUUGAGGAUAGCUCACCAUCAAGUCCUGGAUGGCAUGGUAUGGGUAAUCAUCCACAGAACAACGGAAAUGCCUUCCAAUCUGAUGAGUGGGGAGGGAUUUCUUCUGUGGAGCACGAUGAAGCAGUCAUGCUGGAGGCUGCAAUGUUUGGUGGAAUUCCUGAAGGGCCUGGAUAUCGUUCUGCCUAUGCACCUCAUCAUUUCAUGCAAGCCGGGGGUCAUUAUCCCCAGUGGCCACAACGCCCUCCAUCACCCUCACUGACCGCACAGCGCAUGAUUCGGGAACAACAGGAUGAUGAAUAUCACGCGUCUUUGCUGGCUGACAAAGAAAAAGAAUUAAAGGCCCUGGAGGAAGCCGAAGCUCAUCGCUUAGAAGAGGAAGCUGCUAGAGAAAAAGCUCGUGAAGAAGACAGACAAAAAGAGGAAGAAUCUCGCAGGAAAUUGGAGGAAGAACAGGAAUUGGAGAGACAACUGGCUGCAAAAGAAGCUUCUCUUCCAGAGGAACCAGGAUCGGAUGAUGAAAAUGCUGUAACCCUUCUGGUACGGAUGCCGGAUGGUAUACGCCGUGGGCGCCGAUUUCUUAAGUCUGACAAGCUACAGUUUCUUUUUGACUUCAUAGAUAUUGGUAGAGGGGUCAAACCUGGCACUUACAGAUUGGUGAGGCCAUACCCUAAGCGGGCUUUCAGUGAUGAGGAGAGUGCUUUGACACUGAAUGAACUCGGGCUGACCAGCAAACAAGAGGCUCUGUAUCUGGAGUCGAUUUAGCCAACAGGCUCCAAAAUGUAGAAAAUUAAUCACAUGAAUAUUAUUUAGUUUAUAAAAAUAUGUAAAAGAUGCAUGAAAUAUGGGAUCCCAUUUGGUUUGGUGUUGGGGUGAGAUACAUUGAAUUUGGGGGAGAUGAACAACAUCUAUUCUUGACCAUACAGGAAUGGUGCCUGGAAGUGUUAUGGUUUGGUUUUGUGACCCA